Molecule: messenger RNA, 1919 nt
Organism: Myotis daubentonii (Daubenton's bat)
Lineage: Eukaryota; Metazoa; Chordata; Mammalia; Chiroptera; Vespertilionidae
Gene: CBX3
Product: chromobox 3
Cellular component (GO): nucleus
Source: RefSeq, a predicted model, not a curated record
GGGCGGCGCCAAUCCCUCUCGCGGCGCAGCCCCGCGCGCGUUUCCCCGGCCCCCUCCCCCUCGUUAGUGGCUGGAGCCGAAGGCGCGCAGGGCCGGAGACGUCGGAGGAGCCGGAGCCUCGGGACGCGGAGCUGCUCGGAGGCGGUUAAGUCGGUGUCUCUCUCUCCAGCGAUCGCACGGAGUAAUAGCUCUUGGAGUCUGCAAUAAAAAAUGGCCUCCAAUAAAACUACAUUGCAAAAAAUGGGAAAGAAACAGAAUGGAAAGAGUAAAAAAGUUGAAGAGGCAGAGCCUGAAGAAUUUGUAGUGGAAAAAGUAUUGGACCGACGUGUAGUGAAUGGGAAGGUGGAGUAUUUCCUGAAGUGGAAAGGAUUCACAGAUGCUGACAAUACUUGGGAACCUGAAGAAAAUUUAGAUUGUCCAGAGUUAAUUGAAGCGUUUCUUAAUUCUCAAAAAGCUGGUAAAGAAAAAGAUGGUACAAAAAGAAAGUCUUUAUCUGACAGUGAAUCUGAUGAUAGCAAAUCAAAGAAGAAAAGAGAUGCUGCUGAUAAACCAAGAGGCUUUGCCAGAGGUCUUGAUCCUGAACGAAUAAUUGGUGCCACAGACAGCAGUGGAGAGUUAAUGUUUCUUAUGAAAUGGAAAGAUUCAGAUGAGGCUGAUUUGGUGCUGGCAAAAGAGGCAAAUAUGAAGUGUCCUCAAAUUGUAAUUGCUUUCUAUGAAGAAAGACUAACUUGGCAUUCUUGUCCAGAAGACGAAGCCCAAUAAUUGUUUGCAUUGCUUUUUAUAUAUAUUUAUACAUAUAUAUAAAAUCUGGGUCUUGGUUUUUUUUUUUUUUUUUGAUUUAUUAGUGUGAAGAAAGAACUACAUUAUAAUGAAAAUCAAGUUUGAUAUGUUUGUUUUAAAGUAGUGCUGGGAAGUUGUUGGGGGGGUUGCAUCUGUAGCACUGGUUACUUUGAACAAAAGCUUUCUGUAGUUGCUUCCUUUAUCAGAAAAGAACAUUUGAUACCAUGUUGUAUUUUUUCCUCUGCAUUAGAGAAGCUUUUCUAAAUGUUGAGGGAAAUCUCCAUAGUCAUUACUCAGUCAGAUUUGUAUGUGCCUAAGGAUCAUUGUGGGUUUUUUGUUUAGGGGGGGUGGGGGCGAGCGGUAGGUGUGUAUACAUAUGUAAAUGGUUUUCCCUUUUUUUUUUUUUUUUUUUUUACCAAAACAAAACCAUUUCACAACCAUAGAUAAGCUCAUGUUUCUGAACUGACAUCAUUUUCAGCAACCUAAGAAAAAAAAUCAUUUGAAGUUAAAUUGAAAUUUUUCCUGAAGCUUUUAACCUUUGAAAUUAGAUAAUUUAUAAUUAAUUGGGCAGUUAAAAUAUAAUGUAAGCAGUGUAAAUUGGACAAUUUAAAGUAAACAUAUCAGAAUCCAUAUCUACAAUCAUAAAUGCAAGUUUAUUUGCAAAACCCCUGAAAGGAAAAUUUUAUCACUGCCAAUAACCUCCUCACCCAAAUGAGAAAAGUAGGCAAACCCUGAUGUGUUUUAAUUAGGUAAGCAACACUUAUUUAAAGGUUUCACCUCAUAAAAUGUUCCUUUAUAAGAAGUUUAAAUCCCUAUGCUAUAUUGACUAAAAAAAUAGGGUCAUGGAAUGACUUUAUUCAUGGAUACCUAAUCAGAUUGUUAGAGACCUUGGCAAUUUGGGACCUGCUGUAAUAAAUGGACGAACAGACUUUUUGUAAUCUUAAACUCUUGGUCUGCAUGUUUUCUCUUUACUCCAACUCAGUCUUUACAUGUAGGCUCAGUCUCAGUAUUUGGGGUACUGGUUCAACAAAAGCCAGGAAAAACAAUAGCUUUGUAGUAAACAGAAUGUUACCCAACUGUAUAUUGUUUACUUUAUUGUAAAUACUGGUAAACAGUGGUUAAUAAAUAGUUUUAUAUUC